Fraxinus pennsylvanica is the source of this 498-nucleotide messenger RNA. The record is from the annotation of a GenBank genome assembly. Lineage: Eukaryota; Viridiplantae; Streptophyta; Magnoliopsida; Lamiales; Oleaceae.
AUGUGCCAGGGUGCAGAUGGUGAUAUGGGCAGUAUGGGUGGUGCUGCCAUGGAUGACUAUGGUCCUGCCCCAAGUGGUAGCGGAGCUGCUGACAUGAUGUCUAUUAUUACAAUGCAUAAGCUAAUGGGAUUGUUGAUGACUGGAGGUGAGCAUGGGUGUGCGAGGGUAGUUCGGGCUGCUUGCAUGAUAGGUGAUGCAAUUGAGCAGGAGGUUGUUAGAAUACACAAAUUCUUGAAGAAAACAAAGAGGCAAAAAGUUAAAGAGACAAAACAGGAAGGAGGUGAAUCUGAUGGCAAUGACCAAGAACAAGAAGAGUUACGAAAGGUGGUUAAUAAUUUGAUAAAAAAGCAAAAGCUGCGAGCAGUGAGGCAACUAGUUAAAGGACAGGAUGAUUCAAAACCGUGGGGCACCGAUGCUACAGCAAAGGUUGGCAGCCGACUCAUUGAAUUGCUGCUUUUAACAGCCUAUAUACAGCCUCACAAAAGAAAAACACCAUAA